Naegleria fowleri is the source of this 2250-nucleotide messenger RNA. RefSeq lists its product as uncharacterized. The record is from RefSeq and is a predicted model, not a curated record. The coding region runs from base 1 to 2250 and encodes 749 amino acids. The transcript has a single exon. Lineage: Eukaryota; Heterolobosea; Eutetramitea; Acrasida; Naegleriidae.
AUGAUUAUACAUCCCUCUCGAGGUAAAAAUCCAUAUCUCAUGCAAGUGGCUCUUUUGGCUGUUUGGAUGAGUGUUCUCUGUUGGGUGGCCAAUUUCCACUCCAGCAGUGGUGGUAGUGCCAGUUGUUGUUGGGCACAAGAAACAAACAGAAUGGCUCUCAAUCCUUCCACUCUUCAAUCAUGGGAAUUGGCAACCUCUUUGCGCUUUUGCAAGAGAAAUCUCACUGUUGGUUCCUCUGCGCCAGCUUCUCAAUCACGAGGAUCAGAUUCUUCCUCUCCUUCACAACAGCAACAAGGAAGUUCUUCUGGUAACGUUCUUUCUUCAAUCUUUGUCAUUAGCAAUUUGGUAUGCAAUAAUAGUGGAAACAGUAGUAGUAGCAUCACAUCCAAACAACAAUCCUUACUUGAAUUGCAACAACCCAUUCAAGGAGAAGCUCCUCUCGAAUCGAUUGGCUUCUUUACCAAUUUGGAUUUGAUUGGUUUCACCACUGGCAUGUUUGGUGUCAAUCUAAAUGAACAGGGAAUUGCUCGUGGAGUCUUGCAACUCUUCUCUCUUGUGAAAUUGACCAUCUAUGAUAAGAGUAAUCAAUCUCAAUCUCAAAGUUCGGGGAUUCCACCAUUACUCUUCCCCUUCAGUGAGGGAGUUCUAAAGACAAUUUACUUUACAAAUUCUUCACUUCAAAACAUAAGAACUGCAUAUGGAAUGAAAGUUGUUGGUGGAGGUAAUAGUAAGGUCAUGUAUUAUUCAGUACAUGCCGAUUCAGAGAUUGGACACUUGACAGCCACUUGUUUUGUGGCUGAGGAACCCACUAUUUUGAAUGUUAAUCUUAUUCCUGCCAAUUCAACAGCAAAUCCCAAUAAGAAUCAUGUCCUAUUGUUACCAGAGAGUUUGUUGUUGGCUUUCAGUAUUGACAAUUUCAAUGUCAAACGUGUGAUGCAAAUGGUGAAUAUGAAUUCCGUACAGAAUUUGGAACUUGUUGUGACUGCUGAUAUUGGUGUAUUGGGAUCCUCCAACCUGACUGCUGUCCCACAACAACAACAACAAGGAUCCCAACAAGAGUCAUCUCAACCGCAAGUGUCACCACAACCUCAGCAAGGUCAUGAAGGAUCCUCAACAUACAAUGACGAGAAUACGAAGCAGCAAUCUCCUUAUUCUCCUCCUCAACAACAACAAUCUCAACAACAAUCUCAAAAUGGCACCGCACCACAACAGCAACAAACUCAGCAGCAAUCUCAAAACACCACAACACCACAACCAGCUUCUUCACAACAACAAUCUCAACAGCAACAGGCUUCUCAACAAGGACAACAACCUCCUCAAUCAAGUGGUCGUGCUGGUGGUAGUACUGGAGGUGGCCAUCCACAAGGUAGUGGCGAUGGACUACAACCCCAUCAGCCUUCUGGACAAGCGUCUCAGCCACAACCACCACAUGCAUCAAAUCCUCAACCUCAACCUCAACACUCUCAACAACAAGGACAACAUCCACAACAGUCGAAUCCUCCUCCUCCUCAACAGGGACAACCUCAGGCCUCUCAACCACAAGGAUCUCAGCCACAAGCACCACAACCAUCGGCGAAUCCACCAGCUCCUCAAACCUCUCAACAACAGGGACAGGGACAGCAACCUCCUCAACCUCAACAAUCUCAGCAACAAGGUCAGGGUCAACAACAGGGUCAACCUCCCCAACCUCAACCACAGCAAUCUCAACAACAAUCUCAACACUAUAAAAGCCAAAAGCAAUCCAUACAGGUGGUUCCUGAUCUUCCCUACAAACCAGAUGAUUAUCGCCGCGUGUAUAGCAUUACCAACGCAAAUGCCAACAUUCCAAAGGGUUAUCUUGCCAUUCCUUCUUCUGCUGCCUUUGGUUCCUAUUCAAGUGGUUCCGGUGGUGGUGGUGCUGAGAUUAUUAAAUUCAUGAGAACCACUCUACAAAUUGCAUCGUUGGGUUUGGGACCAGGAGGUGCAACCACUUCAAGUCAAUCUCAAACCUCGGAUAGACAAUACCAGCAACAAUCUCAAACCAGCAGCGGUGGUGCUGAUGGUAGUGGUGGUAGAUCACUGGAAUAUCCAAGUGCUCGAAUCGAUUACUCUCGUUUGGAUGUUCACAUUCCUUUGUCCUCUUUGACAGAGAGUGAAAUGUCUCAGGACAGUUUCAUCAUGUGGGGACCAGUGUAUUUGGGUCAUGUCGAACAACAGGGAAGUUCUUGUACUUGCGGUUUACCUCCUCCUCAACCUCAACAACAACAAUAA